Molecule: messenger RNA, 3936 nt
Organism: Lachancea fermentati
Lineage: Eukaryota; Fungi; Ascomycota; Saccharomycetes; Saccharomycetales; Saccharomycetaceae
Source: the annotation of a GenBank genome assembly
AUGAAGUUCGGCAAAACAUUUCCAAAUCACCAAGUUCCUGAAUGGUCGCAUCAAUAUGUCAAUUACAAAAACUUGAAGAAACUGAUAAAACAAAUAACUCGUACACAGGAAAAGCUUCAUCGCAACCACCUGAAUGAAGAGAACAACCAUCCGCCUGUUAAGCAGCGGGAUACUUCAAGGGUAGAAGAUAAUUAUUUGAAUGAUACGGAGGUGAAAAAACUCUUGGCAUCGUUCUUUUUUGCCCUUGAUAGGGAUAUUGAGAAAGUUGAUAACUUCUUUAAUGCGCAAUUCUUGGAAUAUGACCGAAGAUUGAGACGUCUAUUGUCAUCUGCGCAGUUUGCUGAGAUUAAUAACUUUGGACAGGGCAAUACAGCUCUGCAAACCGUCGGGAAUCCCGAUUCGUUCUUGUUUCUACAAAGCCCCUCACCCCACAAUGGGUUCCCAUACGUGGGGUUCGGCCAAGUCCAAAGCGCACAAAACCAUAUUUCAGCCAAUCCGUCAGAUCUAUCGGAAGAUUUGGACGAAGUCCUAGGGAUAUUAAUUGAGCUACGGUCCCAUUUCCGAAAUCUGAAGUGGUAUGCAGAGUUGAACAAGCGAGCAUUUACUAAAAUCCUGAAAAAGCUAGAUAAAAAAGUUGGUACCAAUCAGCAACAAACAUAUUUACAAGCUCGUAUACUUCCUUUAGGGAUUUCUAAUGAUGCAGAGAUCAUAAAGGAUUUGAACAUCAUCAAUGAAGUCCUUGACAAGAUUUCGCCAAGAGUUAAAGAUUUCCAUGAUAAAUGGAGGCAAGAUGCUGAUAAAAGUGGCUUAGACCUUCGCUCAAGAGACUCAUCAACACCUGUUAAUGUUCCAUUGCAAUUGAUUGAAAGGGACGAUGGUACUGGGUUGAUAAACGAAUUGAUUUGUAGCUAUCGAUCCGCUGUUUUGAUUCCAACAAGAACUCUGAUUGCGCUACUAAACAAAGCUGCAUUAUCGCAAUCUUUCAAAUGUGUUGAUGAAAUUUUGGAAAUUAUUCCUACGCUUGGAGAUCAUUCAGACAUUAGUAGCAGGAAUUUCUUCCAUCACCAUGUUAUCGCCUUGGGUAAAAAUCAUAAAAAACGUUUAAAUGCUGAAAGUGCACUAGAAUCAGCACCCAAGGGUGAUGAAGACGAUUUGAGCAAGCUUCUCUCUACAUCGUUAGAUCUGGAGGCUGCUACAUUGCCAGACUCUAACACCAGAUUGAUUGGGGCCUUCGGUCCCGAUGGAGUGAAUUCAGAUGAUUCACCUGCAUCUUUGCUAUACAUUCUCAACAAACUGCCUGCUCAUCUUAGAUCAAGUUUGUUACAGAGGGAUAAUUACAAGAGAACCCCCUUACAUUACUCUGCCCAAUACGGGUUGUUUGAAGUUAGCAAAAUUAUAAUUGAAAGUCUGAAGGAUUGGGGGGCAUGGAAUCCUGAUAUUCCUAUUGAUGACGUGCAACUAUGGGGAGACGGGGAGGGAUUAACCCCACUUCACCUAGCUGUUAUAGGGACACAUCCAAUUACCGUGAAAACUUUAACAUCCUAUGGGAAUCCUGACAAACCUUUGAACUCUCCAAGAUUAUUGCAGUUAGCUACGAGACUGAAUUCACCGGAUUUGAUUGAUGCAUUACUGUCGAUCAAUGGAUUUGAUAUCAAUUAUCCUGACCCCGAAACGCAUGAGACGGCUUUGUAUAUUGCGUCCAAGCUGAACUUGGAAGAGGCCACCGAAUUCUUAUUGCAAAAAGGCGCUGACACCGAAAUAGGUGAAUGUGCCUUUGGUUGGACGCCUGUGUUCGCCGCUGCAACUGAGGGCUUUUUAAAAAUCGUGAAAUUGCUAAUUCAGUACAAUGCAAAGUUUGACAUUUUCGAUGAAAGUGGAUGGACCCCCAUGGAGCAUGCGGUUCUACGCGGCCAUUUAGAUGUCGCAGAUAUGCUUACCCCUGAAGACAAUCGGGUGGUAUCGAAUCCGCAGUUUCAAAGUGGCUCCGGGGAGGAAGAGUUGGAAAAGCCACCAAGCCGCACCAAUACGCCCGUGUACGCUCAGGAUUCCUCCGGGUCGAGGUCUGCGUCUCCUCAGAAUGGUUUCUACAAGCAGCCGGGAGUUUCUCAAUCUAUCGACAAAAUCUCUGAAGUGAGCCACGCCAGCAAGAAGCAGCUGCUGAAGUCGUCUCUCAGCCACAACAAGCCUUCCAAUGGCGCGUCCUCGCACAGUCAUAGCGCAGCACAACCUGUCAAGUCUUUUGGACACAAGUAUUUACAAAAGGACCAGUCCAUAGUUCUGAUCACUUUGGGCAGCACGGAUUCUCGCAACAAGGCGCCAGCGGUGGCUUUGAAUAAAGUUCCAGUGACCAAAGUGUCUUCUACGGAGCUGGACACGGCGCUGUCACUGGUGGUCACGUGCCCGGACGACCUGAACUGCACUCCGGUCGUGUUGGACCUGCCUCUGGACGACACGUUGGACUCGGUGAAUUUCACUGUGCCCUACAAGCACGACUCGGCCCACCAAAUCUACUUCGACAUCGUGCCCACGUACAGCUACCACGCCAUGAGGAUCGUGGACUCGUCCAGCGAUAUUCACGAGGAGUCGGGACUCCACUCCAGCGGUGGCUCCAACGGGUACCACCACGAAAACGCGAGCGGGAAGCCGCAAUCGCACUACCAGUCGAGCGCGGCCAGAUCGAAGGUUCUGGGGCGCGCGGUGGCGCUGUUGGACAAGUCUAGCACGUCGGUCGGGCUGAACCGUCGGUCGCUGUCGGACAUCAUCACGAUUCCCAUCAUCGAAAACGAGACUUUGGAAGUGUUGGGCACGGUGAGUUUCGAGUUUAUGUUGGUGACGCCGUUUUCGCACGCGCGAAUGUCGGUUGGCCGCACCGAGACGUACUGGAAGUCAUUGGUUUCGACAAGAGUUAUCGGGCACCGCGGGCUGGGCAAGAACAUGAACACGAAAAAGUCGCUGCAGCUGGGGGAGAACACCGUGGAGUCGUUCAUCGCCGCUGCGUCGCUCGGCGCCUCGUACGUGGAGUUCGACGUGCAACUGACCAAGGACAAUAUCCCAGUGGUGUACCACGACUUCCUGGUGGCCGAGUCCGGAGCUGACAUCCCGAUGCACGAAUUGACGCUGGAGCAGUUUCUGGAUCUCAACAGCGCGGAAAAGCACAAGGCGCACGUGCGCGACUCGGGCCGCCGCCGCUCGAUGGACGACACAGACGCGGCUGUACUGCAGCGCAUGCUGCAGAUGCGCGGGCAGAACGCGUCGGACGGGCCCGGCGCCGACCACACCAAGGCGGCUGGGACGCAAAUCUACGAGGACCGGAUGCGGCUGACGCGGACUUUCAAGAAAAACAACUUUAAGGGGAACUCGCGGGGCCACUCGAUUGCGUCCUCGUUUGUGACGCUCAAGGAGCUGUUCAAGAAGAUCCCCAGCAACGUGGGGUUCAACAUCGAGUGCAAAUACCCGAUGCUGGACGAAGCCGAAGAGGAGGACAUUGGACAAGUGGCUGUAGAACUGAACCACUGGUGCGACACGGUCUUGAAGGUAGUUUACGACAAUGCCAACGGACGCGACAUAAUUUUCUCUUCGUUCCACCCUGACGUGUGCGUGAUGUUGUCGUUGAAGCAGCCGUCGAUUCCGAUUUUGUUUUUGACGGAGGGCGGCACGCAGCAGAUGGCGGACGUGCGAGCGGCGUCGCUGCAAAGCGCGAUCCGCUUUGCGCGCCGUUGGAAUCUGCUGGGGAUUGUGUCAGCGGCGCGGCCGCUGAUCAAGGCUCCGCGGCUAACGCAGAUUGUGAAGUCGAGCGGGCUGGUGUGUGUGACGUACGGGGUGGAGAACAACGACCCGGAGAACGCGCGGAUCGAGAUGGACGCGGGGGUGGACGCGGUGAUCGUGGACAGCGUGCUGGCGGUGCGGCGGGGGCUGACCAAGUACGGGGGGCGGUGA